Messenger RNA from Helianthus annuus (common sunflower), 1696 nucleotides. RefSeq names its product F-box/kelch-repeat protein At5g43190. Lineage: Eukaryota; Viridiplantae; Streptophyta; Magnoliopsida; Asterales; Asteraceae. The record is from RefSeq and is a predicted model, not a curated record. Bases 334 to 1512 code for a protein of 392 amino acids. The transcript has a single exon. Gene Ontology annotation, molecular function: protein binding.
UUUUUAUUUUGUAAUUUUUUUUUUUGUAGAAUUUUGUAAACUUUAGGAAAUUUUAUUAAUAAUUUUAGGCUUUUUUUUUUUAAUUUUUAUAAAACCGGCCAACUCACACGGGCUAGCCAUGCCCCGACAUACUGACCCAACAUGUCACUCACCAACGGAGGAAUGGCUCACAGUCCACGUGUCAACCCAUGCCCAACCACACCCCACGGUCUAACCCCAAUCAAACAAAAUAUGCAUACUUUUCCCCACUCCACACUUCAAAACAAACAACACGUUAGUUGCAACGAUUAAAAUUUAAAACCUGUGACUUCCCUUCUCUUCCUACUUCACCCAAUGGACCUCACCACCACCGUCAACAACCACCACCACCACCACCGUCAACCCCCACCACCACCACCAAUGGACCGGAAAAUCUGGUCCAAACUCCCCGUCGAACUCCUCGAACGCAUCCUCUCUUUACUCCCUCUCAAAACCUUCUUAUCUCUCCGAUCCACCUGCAAAUACUUCCGCUCCUUAAUCUUCUCUCCCCUCUUUAUCUCCAAACACACCAAUUCCCCUUCAUCUCCAUCCUCCUCCAUAUCCUCCUUUCUCUUACUCUCCCAUCCUCAAUCCCCAACCUACCUCCUAUACGACACCGUUUUCAACACGUGGAAAACAUACGGCCUUCCUUUACCCCGAUCCCUCUCCUUCACCCCGCUCCUCGCCACCGCCACCUGCCUCCUCUGCUUCUCCGCCGUACCGGAUUCUUCAAACUCAUCCUUUCUUGUUCACAAUAUUCUCUCUAGAUGUUCCAGAACCGUUAGGUUUCCUGAAUUUCCGUUCGCGUUUGAGCACUUGACGAUUAUUACUAACGACAAUGGUUAUAAACUGUUCUGUUUAUCGUCUGGAUCGUGUUUGAACAGUUACGCCUACGUCUACGAUUCCAGAUCUCGUAACUGGACCAGAUUUAACGGGAUUCACCGGACGUUAGGUGAUAGUUUUCAUCAACAAGGCGUGUUUUUCAACGGAUCGUUGUUUUUCGCCACUCGCGAGCCGUUUCAAGUUGUUAAUUUUGACCUCGUUACAGGAAAUUGGAAGAUUUUGGAUGUAGAUCUGCCCGAGGAGCUCACUUUCGUCCGGUUAGCCGCGGAUACAGCCGGAAACGGUGCUAACAGCGGUGGAAAUGGUAACAGACUGUACAUGUUUGGUGGAACGGGAAGAAACGGAAUAUCGAAAUCGAUGAAGAUAUGGCAACUGGAUGAAGAUGAGCGGAGAUGGAGUGAGAUUGAGAGUGUGCCGGAGAUGAUGUGCAGGAAAUUUGGAUCGGUUUGUUACCAUAAUUAUGAGCAUAUUUAUUGUUUUUGGCAUGAAGGUAUGAUAUGCGUGUGUUGUUACACAUGGCCUGAGGUUUUGUACUAUAAGGUGUCGAGAAGGACUUGGCAUUGGUUGCCACAGUGUCCGUCUCUUCCGAAUAAGUGGAGUUGUGGGUUCAAGUGGUUUUCGUUUGUUCCUCAGCUGUAUGGUUUGGUUUAGGGGUUUUGGUUUGGUGUCUUGUAAUUUGUGGUUUGUUUGUUGUAUUUUGAGUUCUUGGUUGUACAGAUUUUGUUGAGGUAGAACCGGUUUUUUUUUUUUUAUAUUUUUGAUGAAUAGAGGCUAGAAUGGGAGAGAGAUGUUGUGGGGUUUUGUUAACGAGAAAUUUAGGUUGAACGAUUAACUA